Messenger RNA from Arctia plantaginis, 5562 nucleotides. The record is from the annotation of a GenBank genome assembly. NCBI's taxonomy places the organism in Eukaryota, Metazoa, Arthropoda, Insecta, Lepidoptera, Erebidae.
AUGCAAUCAAAUUUUAAAAGAUACAUAGAUCAAUCUUGUAAAAUCCUCAUGACGAGGGCCUUGUGUAUUACAUGGCAACUUUUAAAUGAAAGACUCGCACCAACUUCAUUCAAUACAUCUGUCAGUUUAUCGGUGAUGGAGGAAAGUUCUGAAUCCCACAUGGAGACAGAUGUGUCUUCUACCACUGAGGAUGUUCCAGAGACGCAGGAAGUAACAGGUUCCAUCGGUAACGUCGAGAUGGUCAUAGUGGUAGAAAAAGUGAAGGAAGAAGAAAUGAAUUCUGAGGUUCAGAAUGAGAAAGAAAUUUCGCUGGUCGAUAAUAGCAUAAAUGAGGUAUCUAAAUCAUGUGUGGAAUCUCCACAAAUGGAUACAGAGGUACAAAUAAUUUCAAUAAAAUCUCCAGCUAAAAACAUGGAAGUAGAAUCUUUAAGUAAGACUGAGUCACCCCAAAAACCUGUAAACAAAGAUUUGGCAUUAGAUAAUGAAAUAGAACUCUCAGCACAAUUGCAACAAACAGAAAAUGUAGAUUCUUCUGUGAAAGAUAAUUUACAAACAGAAAAUAUAGAUAAAUCAAAAUCUCUUGAAAGUAGCCCUAACAAGGUUCAAAAUAAUACAAUAUCUCUUGUUGAAACUAUGUCUAACAAGGUUCAAAAUAAUCCAAUAUCUCUUGUUGAAAGUAGCCCUAAAAAGAUUCAAAAUAAUACAAUAUCUCUUGUUGAAAGUAGCCCUAACAAGGUUCAAAAUAAUACAAUAUCCCUUGUUGAAAGUAGCCCUAACAAGGUUCAAAAUAAUACAGUAUCUCUUGUUGAAAGUAGCCCUCACAAGGUUCAAAAUAAUACAAAAUCUCUUGUUGAAAGUAGCCCAAAUAAGGUUCAAAAUAUAUCUGUAGAAAAGAGCCCAAUGAAGGAAGCACCAAAACCUAUUCAAAUAUCACCGAAUAAAGAGUUACAAAUAAGUGAGUCACAAAUGUGUCCUCCAACCAAUGAGCCUCUGCUUGUAGAAAAGGUUUUGGUCAAUGGUAAGAUACAGAAUAGUGACACAAAUGCAAAACUCACAGAUUCACAUUGUAAAACCACAUCAUCUAUCAUUCCCAUUGAUAUAACUGUAGAAAGAGAUACCUCAGAUGAUUCUCAAAUUGAAAACAACUCAAUAGAAACAAACUGUUCUGACACUUCAGAAAAAGAACAUAACAAGAGCAUUAGUAGGGAAUUAAAGUCAUUAAUAAACUCUGCUAAAGAGUCCAAGAUUAUUAGUGAAUGUACACAAUUAAAAAGUAAAACAAGAAAGUCUAGGUCAGCUCUGGACAAUUCUAGUACUAGUUUAAAUACUUCUGUAGAAGCAGACAAGAUACAGGGCAUUAGACGUCACAGUAAUAACUCACAGAAGAGUAGCUGUAGUGAGAAAUCAGAAAAGGUUGCUGUCAAACGAUCUAUGAGGUCACAGAACCCUGAGUUUGUUAGUAAGGUCAAACAGUUUUUAAACUCAGUCACUGGUAAAGGAAAUAAAGAUAAAGAUUCAGAUGAAGAUGAUGAGGUAGAAGAGAAAAAUACUAAAGACAAAGGUUUGAAUAAGGAUAAAAAUUAUCAUGUUGAAUCCUCUGUCACACCACUGAAAAUGAAGAAGGUUGAAUCAGUAUGUAGUGAGACUUUUGACAGCACUGGUAAACUUCGAUCAGACUCCUACUGCUGGAGGUGCCAUUGGGUUGUGGAGCAGUCUGCUCCAAUGCCAUGUACUGUCUGCCCCAGGUCCUUCCACUAUAAGUGUUUAUCAAGCUCUGAACGGAAUAAGAUAAAUGCAGAGAAGAGCUGGGUGUGUCCUGAGUGUAUGCUUAUCCUGCAAGCUGAAAGUUCAGAAACCAGGUCACAGGCCAUGAAGAAGGUCUCACCAUCAAUGCUUCGUGAUCUACUCAAGUAUGCACUAGAACGAUUGAUGGAUCUCAAUGGGGUGGAACCCUUUAUGCAACCCGUGGAUCGUGCGAAUUUCCCAGAUUAUGACAAGUACGUCGUACAUCCCAUGGACCUGUCAUUAAUGCAAACUAACAUUGCCGAGGGACGAUAUGGCAGCACAGUGGCCUUCCUUUCAGAUGUGCAAUGGAUACUACAUAACAGCAUUAUUUUUAAUACACUGUAUCCCACAGUGCAAUCCAAGCUCACAGCAGGGGCGCGGGCGCUGGUCCGCUCGUGCCGAACGGAGAUGGGGGAGAUCGAGGCGUGUCCCGAGUGUUACGCCGCAGCACAUGCUCGUCGCCCUACCUGGUUCACAGACGUUUGUACUACACCUCAUAUCCUCCUCUGGGCUAAACUAAAAGGAUUUCCUUACUGGCCGGCAAAGGGUAUGUCGGUGAGUAAUGCAGGACACGUGGACGUACGUUUCUUUGGAGCACAUGACCGCGCUUGGGUUCCAGCGAAAGACUGCUUCUUAUACUCUGAGAAGGAUCCUAAUAACUUUAGGACUAAGCGACAGGACAUUAUUGACAGUAUGCAUGAAGCUGAACAGCAUAUUUUAAAUAUUUCUAAAAAGUAUGGCAAAUUUAUCUACCCACCUUUCAAAACACAAUUUAAUCCCAACAAACUGAAUGAACAUCUCAAAAUGAUGAUACCGUCGUUCGAGGGAGAAGUGCGAACGUCUCUUAAAGAGAAGUCGAACACGCCCUCUACAGAUACCAAAGAGAAGAGCAGAUCCAAUUCAAAAAGUUCUAAGUGUUCCUAUAAUGAUGGAGAAAUGAGUGAAAAUGAAGAUGUGAAUGAAACUGAACAGCCUACAACAGUUGCUUCUAGAAAAAUGGCCGACGGUGCUGAAAUCGCAAGAGAAGACGAAGAUACCACUACUGAAAAACUCGAAAUUAUGGAUGUGGACACGACAAGUCAAGUGAUCGAAUCAGUUUCACAGAAGCCUAAAAGUACCGAAAUGCUUUCACAAUCGAAUAAAAUUAGCGAACCUUCCAGAAAACGACGUCGUUCAGACCUGGAAGAAGCAGUCCUAACAAUAAUUGAGUCCUCAAAUAACCCCCCUGAACCUAAACGAAGGAAACAUGAGAAUAAACAAGAAAAGGAGAAGAAGAAAUCUGAAGAGUGUGAACCAAGCAGCAGUAAAGAAAUUAAUCAUAAACCAAAUAGUGAUGAUUUCCGUGUUGACAAAUCAAAGAAAAGUAAUGAAAACACCAAUAACGAUGAAAUUCAGGAUAAAGAUAAUGAACCGUCAAGUAGUACAAGAUCAGAUCCCGAAAAAGAAGUAAAACAGAGGAAAAAAAAUGGUGAUAAAACACCGAAGGAAGAAAAAUUAACAAGGUCUGAGAAAAGGCGAAAUUCAAGAAAUAAGUCUAUAACCAACACACCAAAAGCAGAUAAAAACAGACACACUUCCGCUGAAAAGAAAUCUGAAAAGAUUGCAAAGUCUGAAAACGAAACUACAUCGAGUAAAGAAAAACCGAAAGAAGUUAAAGAUAUUCCAAAAGAAAAUAGUACUUCUACUAAAGAAAACAAUACAGAAACAGAAAGUUUAAGAAAAGACAAGAUAAGUUCCCCAAAACCCAACUCUGAGAUCGUGACAUCUGUUAAAGAUCGUCUUCAUUUUGACGAUGACACAAGUCUUGCAGUUAUCGCUCGCGAAUCACGAACUGUAAUAAUAUCUAACAACACGACAGGCCUUCCCACAAUCAGUUGUGUCAGAAGUUUGUCAACCACUGCCCAGAAUACUGGCGUCACCAUCACCAAAAGUACAAGUAAUGCACGAACAUCAGAUGAAUCCAUGGUUGGAAGAGUGGGAGUUCGAGCAUUCGCAAGAAUGACAUCACCAGAGAAAUCACCAAAUAACAACGACAACGUUGAAAUCGAAAUAAAAGCAGAACCGAUAGAUGUAGAUGAUGCUGACAGGCAAAUUGAGAAACUCAAUCUUAUGAACGCGUUUAGAUUGCGACCGGUUAAUCCACCAGCCGCGGCCAGUAAUUUAAGAGAAGUUCGAAUAAACAAAGUGUUGGUAACUCCGCUAAAUGCAAAGAAGACCGCCGGUCCUAAACCUGUUGAAGUAAGACCAAGAGCCAAGAAGACCUUCCCUCAGCCCAAAAAGCCGGAAGAUGGGCAGUUAAACAGUAAGAAUAGCAUGGUUUACAUUCCUAUUCAACCGCCGAUGACUCAAGCGCCCAUCAGACCGCAGCGGAUUGUUGCGGGGCCGUGUCUUCCUAAGCCAUCAAUGGCUUCAAGCACUUUGACCAACUGCCUAGUAAACACAGUGACGACUCCAGUAAUGCAAGUUUCAUCCAUCUCAUCAUCGCCGUCCGCCCCAGCGCUUACCACGACUUCGUCUAAGACCAUGGCGACCCUAGGACCCGUUCCGUCCUCGGUGCACACGGUGCCGAUGAUGACGUCUGUCAACGGGCAGUGGAUGUUCAGCUUCCAACCUGUCAUGUCCGUUGGAGCUUUAGAAACUUCACCAUCACCACCGAUAUUGAACGGAGUAGCAGAUCGGAACAACACUGCAGCAUCUCUCAUACCACUACCUAAUAGUGCAACACAAAACAACCAACAGCUGCAAGGACCUUCUAGCGCCGGCAAUGCGUCAGUGCAAACUAUGCGUCCUGCAACUGCCAAGACACCUGGUGAAAAUAAUACUCCAGGAGAGCCACCUCGGUUGCAGCAGCGACCGGCGCUACUGUUGUUGAACCCAUUGGACCCCAACGCUCCCAUCGGCAAUAUACCGACGCCGUCCUCUGCUGGACCUCUCACUGCGAAACUUAACCAGAACGCUGUCAAGUUAACAGAUUUCUUCCGCACAUUAUUAGAAGAUUCUCUAGAAAAGUUAGACGAUCCCGCAACGCAGCUUACCACCGCCCGGCUACAGUUAGAACAAGCAAAAUGGAAACACCAAACCGAAAUAGAAGAAAUUAAACAUAACCAGGAGCUGACGAUAGCGGAGAUGCGCGCGCUGUUCGAGAAGGAGAAGGCCCGCGCCGUGGCCGAGACGCGGCGCGCGGCCCAGCUGGAGAUGGAGGCGGCCGUCAAGCUCGCCAAGUCCAAGCAGUGGUGUGCAAACUGCAGUCAAGAAGCUCAGUUCUAUUGUUGUUGGAACACGUCGUAUUGUGACUAUCCGUGCCAGAGAGCGCACUGGUCCCAACACUUCAAUGUGUGUGCUCAACAAAGACAGGAUGGAAGCAACGCUAAUGAGCCCCCCGCACCGACUGAAACGAGACUACAAGCUCAGCCAGACAACAUGCCAAAAAACACGGCAGCGCCGGCCCUCACGGUCGGCGGCAAGUUGGCUCCCUCGCGCGUCUAUACCCAAGACCCACAUAACGUCAAUACACAGAAAAACGCUAUUAUUGUAAGCAUGGUAGAAGACCAAAGCGGCAACCAGACAAUGAAAUGCUUAGGUACGUACAAGUCGCCGGCGCCUGCGCAGAACAUGUCGCCAAUCAUUCUCAACAAACAAAUUAUGAAUAGCGAGGAAAACGCAAAUAACAAAAAAGUGGUGUCAUCUGGCGGGUAUUUGAUUGUAGGUGGCGGUUCAAACAGUUCGGCGGUGGUGACUCCAACCCGACGGACGCAUACUAUUCAGUACUUUUCAUGA